GCUGUCCUGAAACUGACACCUCUAGAUUUACAUCAGAGCAAUGUUACAGCGGCUUUUUGUCAUGGUUGUGGUCUUUAUAGGUUUAUCUAAUGGAGCUGGUUUGUUACCAGAUGGUCCUCUGAAUGCCUCUGUUGGAGGGACAGUGAUGUUCACAACAAACUUGGAUCCAACAGAAACACCAUUUAUAUCGGUCAACUGGCAGUUUCAGGCUGAUGCCUCUGGUUCCUCAGGACUUGAACUCAUAAUUAUCUCACAGACAACUGGAGACACAAUUACACCAGCAUAUGAAGGCAGGAUCACUCUCUUCAGAUCAACUGGAUCUCUGGAACUCAGGAAUCUGAAACUCAGUGACAGUGGAGAUUACAUAGUUAUCAUUCAAGAUGGACCAAUUCAAAAGACAGGACGCACCACACUGAAUGUUUAUGAACCAGUCUCCAAUGUAAAUAUCUCCCCACUAAGUUCAGACUUGAUUGAGUUCAACAGCUCCGUCAGUCUGUCCUGCUCCUCCUCUGGAUUUUCUCUCUCCUUCCUAUGGAUGAAAGACAGCUCUCAGGUCACAACCAGUGACAGAGUUCAGAUUAUCACAAAUGAAGAAAACUCCAAUCUGGCUGUAGUCAAUGUGACUCGAAAUGACCAGGGAUUAUACACCUGCUAUGUGGCCAAUCCUGUCAGUUCUAUAAUCAGUGAUCCAGUAAAAAUCUCUGUUAGUUAUGGUCCAGACAAUGUACAGAUAGAAGUGUAUCCAUCACAGGAACAUUAUGAGAAAGGAUCAGACAUUAAUCUGAUCUGCUCUGCUGACUCAUCACCUUCUGCUGAAUAUCAGUGGUUUCUGAAUGGAGACAAGCUGCCCAGUAGUGGUCCAUUGCUCAGACUGACAAAUAUCCAGAUGAGUCAGAGUGGAAACUACAGCUGUCAGGCCUUUAACAGCAAAACUCUGAGAUAUCAAACAUCUGAACCUUCACCUGUCUCUGUUCAUGAGCGAGUCUCUAAUGUAAAGGUAACUCAAGAUGUUACCCACUUGAUUGAGUUCAGUGGGUCUGUCAGUUUCUCCUGCUCCUCCUCUGGAUCGUCUCUGUCCUUCUCCUGGAUGAACAGCAGCUCUGAGGUCACAACCAGUGACAGAGUUCAGAUCACUGAUGGAGGAUCCAAGCUGACUAUAAUCAAUGUGACCAGAUAUGAUGAUGGAUCUUACAGCUGUAAUGUGUCUAAUCCUGUCAGCAGUGACAGCAGUGAUCCUGUACACCUCUCUGUCAGCUAUGGUCCAGAGAAAGUCAACUUAGAAUCACCUACUGAAACACCUUCUGAAGGGUCGAACAUCCGUUUGUCUUGUUCAGCUGACUCCAGACCUGAUGCCACUUUUGAUUGGUUCUUUAAUGGAACAAGUCUGUCUGCUUCUGGAUCUGUGAUUGAAUUCACCAAUGUUCAAAAGAAUCAGAGUGGGAACUACAGCUGUCGGGCCUUUAACAGCAGAACCUUAAAAUAUCAAACAUCUCAACUUUUACCUAUCUUUAUAGCAGAUGCUAGUAAACCUGGAGGACUCGUUGGUGGCGCCAUUGCUGGAAUAGUAAUUGCAUGUUUAUUAGUUGUUGCUGCAGGAGCUGCUGGAGGCUAUUUUAUCUACAAAAGAAGAGAAAAUGUACAACAUUCAGGCACUACAGAGCAACAACAUGAAUAUGAAAACAUGCCAAGAAUAAAGAAAAAUAAGGAAAAAGGUCAUGUUUACGAGAAUUUUGCAGCUACACAGAAGAAUAAAGAACCAGAACAUGUGUAUGAGGAAAUGUCUCAGAUAAAGAAGAAAUAAAAUCAACAGUUUUUGGUUCUUUAAAGGUGAGAUCUGAAUUAGGAAUCUGCUAAAAAAGAAACAGUUUAAAGUACUUGGAUACAUUUUAAUUACUUAAUAUUAAAAAAAAAUCAACAGUUAAGUAUUUUUAUAAAUCCUUGUGAUGGUAUGAUGUUAAUCAUUACAUUAAUAUUUUUCCUUGUCACACAAUGAUCAAAGAAAAAAAACAUGAAUUAUGACACAACAGGAAGAAACCGAUAUUAUUGUGCUGUAUUUUUGCCUUUUGGGUUUAUUCCUAUUUAUCUCUUGCUGAAAGUUUCAAAGUCUUAAAACAAUGAAUCAAAUAUGUAAAGUUUUAUACAUUCUUCAAACAUUGUUAAAAUGUUCAUUUGCUACUUCCAAAUUGAUCUAGAGUAAGAAAAUAUUUUUAUAAACGCUUUAUCAAUGCAAGUGUUUGAUAAGAUUUGGUUUCAGCUUUGCUAUUCAUUUAUCGUUCACUGUAAUGAUGCUAAACCUUGACUUUUCAACCUUUUGAACCUCUGGCAUUGACAUGACUGUCAACCUCUCAACAGCUAUUUAGGUCACAUUUAGUUAUUUGAAAAGAAGUGCAAUACAUUGUCUUAUCAUAAUUUGUGAGAUGCUGUGUUGCAUCUCACAAAACAUAAAGAUGUUUUGCUAAAAAGAGGAAGUGGUAGAAACAAAAGUAAAUGAGAACAACUUAUUCAGGGAACAUGGCUCAGUGGUAGAGCAGGAGCACCAAACAGGAGCACCUAUCGUUUUUCAUGAGAUGACCUAAUUUCAGUUCCAGGUUCAGAGCAAUUUGAUUCAUGUCUCUCUCUCUUUCUUCCUAUCAACCUGCUGUUGAA
Messenger RNA from Poeciliopsis prolifica (blackstripe livebearer), 2646 nucleotides. RefSeq names its product carcinoembryonic antigen-related cell adhesion molecule 6-like. The transcript has 9 exons. Bases 41 to 1801 code for a protein of 586 amino acids. Lineage: Eukaryota; Metazoa; Chordata; Actinopteri; Cyprinodontiformes; Poeciliidae. The record is from RefSeq and is a predicted model, not a curated record.